This is a messenger RNA of Acomys russatus (golden spiny mouse), 442 nucleotides long. It is a transcript of the gene Smdt1, whose product is annotated as single-pass membrane protein with aspartate rich tail 1. The transcript is spliced from 2 exons. Gene Ontology annotation, biological process: mitochondrial calcium ion homeostasis; calcium import into the mitochondrion. Gene Ontology annotation, cellular component: uniplex complex; mitochondrial inner membrane. NCBI's taxonomy places the organism in Eukaryota, Metazoa, Chordata, Mammalia, Rodentia, Muridae. The record is from RefSeq and is a predicted model, not a curated record. Bases 82 to 405 code for a protein of 107 amino acids.
UCGCGAGUCUUGAAGGCGGUUUUCUGCGUGGGCCGCAUUGGAUGUGCGGGGUGUGGUUCCCGGUGGGGGGUGGAGCUAGAGAUGGCGUCCAUGGCGGCUCGCCGGCUGGCCUGGGUAACAGUCCGGCCUGGGGCUCUCUGGAGCGGGCCGAGGGAGAGGAGAGGUGGCGAUGUCUACGCUGUACCAGGCAGCUCAGGUCGCAGCCUGGUACCGUCGAGGUCAGUCAUCGUCACUCGCAGCGGUGCCAUUUUGCCCAAGCCGGUGAAAAUGUCCUUUGGUCUUCUCCGUGUGUUCUCCAUUGUGAUCCCCUUUCUCUAUGUGGGGACUCUGAUUAGCAAGAACUUUGCUGCUCUGCUUGAGGAGCAUGACAUUUUUGUCCCAGAGGACGACGACGAUGAUGAUUAACAGGUAAGUAAGACUUGCCCUUCCCAUCAAUGGACAG